UUCUCGACGUGUCUCCCAAUCCGUCAGUCGACUUGGCGAGGUUAUGUGCACCACCGAGAUUAUCACCGAUAUCCACAAGUGCUUUAGAAUCACUGAGCAUUAUUGUUAAUUUUUUUUUCGCUGACUCGCAUUAAUUUAUUUAAGAUGAAAGUGACACUCGCUAUAGCCUGUGUCUUCCUCGGAUGUUGCUCCAAUGUUAUAUUUCUCGAACUUUUAGUCAAGGAAGAUCCAGGGAGUGGAAAUCUCAUUACAUUCGCACAAUUCCUUCUCAUCUCCCUCGAAGGAUUCAUAUUUACAUCGAAAUUUGGAACUGUCAAACCGAGGAUUGGAUUCAAGGACUACAUGAUUAUGGUCUUUAUGUUCUUCUUGGCUAGUGUGUGCAAUAAUUAUGCCUUUGAUUUCAAUAUUCCGAUGCCAUUGCACAUGAUUUUUCGAGCGGGAUCUCUCAUAGCUAAUAUGAUAAUGGGGAUAAUAAUUCUGAAUAAGAAGUACCCUCUGAGCAAAUACUUGUCAGUAUUAAUGAUAACAAUGGGAAUAGUCAUGUGCACAAUCGUCAGUGGACAAGAGAUUAAGUCGACUCAAAAAAUGGCAACUGGUGCAUCACCUCCGAGUCCUAUGGAAAAUCUCUUCUGGUGGAGUCUGGGAAUCACUUUGUUGACUGUUGCCUUGUUUAUUUCAGCGAGAAUGGGACUUUAUCAAGAAGUUUUGUACGUUAAAUACGGAAAACAUCCAAAGGAGGCUCUGUAUUACACACAUUUGUUACCACUGCCGUUCUUUUUGACGCUAGCCCCUAAUAUAUGGGACCACGCAAUACUAGCGGUGAAUUCAGAUCCAACUUCGGUUCUAGGCAUCACACUUCCAAAAACAGUGGCGUAUCUCAUCGGAAACGUUCUAUCGCAAUACAUGUGCAUCGCAUCAGUAUUCGUCCUCACAACAGAAUGCACAUCCCUAACAGUCACUCUGGUCGUGACACUUCGAAAAUUUGUGUCAUUGAUAUUCUCAAUUCUCUACUUCAGAAAUGAAUUCAGCCUAUACCACUGGAUCGGCACCAGUCUAGUCUUCUCCGGGACGAUAAUCUUCACCGAAGUGAUCCCGAAAUUACGAGAAAGUCUGUCUCCUCGAGCAGAUGACAAGAAAGUCAAGUGAAUAAAGCAAAAAUUGUAAAUACUUAAUUUUGUUAUGAAUUAACAAUCGAAGGUGAUGGAGAUUUAUUCCUCCACUGAAUGUGAUUGAGCAAUUUAUCAUUCCAUCUGAAAAUGUGGAGGAAUGCAACAGACAAAUUAGACCAAUUGAUUAAAGAUGAAAUGUUAAGUGAACAAACAUUUGACAAUUUUUAUUUUUCUCUUUGGAUCGAAAAAUUGAAUACGAAUUUCUUUUGUGAAUAUUUCGAGAUAAAUUGGGUUUAGAGAAUAUGUUAACAGUGAUUUUAUACGAAAUUUGAUUAUCCCUAAAAUUUUCUACUACUAUUUCCAUUCGAAUCCGUUUAGUUCCACUGGUAUUCGUAGAUCAACUUCUACAAAUGUUUUAAAUUCAUCGAAUCCCUACUUGUAAUCAAAGAAUGGAUUAAUUUUGACCAUAAAUAGUAUAAACCCGUCGUCGAAUUGUCUUCCUGCAUCACCAUCCACGACCUCCACACGUGCGUACACCUCCGAAGGUCCUGGAAUGAACAGAAACGCUAAUAAUCCAGUCUCAGGGUCAGCUGCAUAUUAUAUGACAGAAUAUAUGACAAAUGCGAUAAGAAAACAGUCGCAUCACAUAAAUUUAUAAUCUGGAAAAUCGUUUUCGAUCGGAAUACAGAAAAAAAAUCUGCAAACAAAUUGUUCAAAUAAAUGACACAAUUCAAUAACGAAGUAGUAAAACGAGAUAAAUCAUCUUUGACUAUUCACCAGUUUUUCCUAUGUAUCCCACAAUCUAGAGGUGAUAACAAAACUUUAAUUAUACCAUUAUUUGUGGAGUAAAUUGAGUAUUACAAUAAAUAUUAUUACAAAAAUUCCGCGAUCUCUCUUAGAUUCGGAGAUAUUGCUAAAAAACUGUACUCACAGAUGAGUCAACUUAUCUCAUUUUACCACUUCGUUGCUGAAUUAUUAUUUCAUUCUUCUAGUCAAAUUGAUUUUGAUCCAUCUCUAAAAUCAAAAAAGAAUUUUUGGGAAUAUUAAAAAUCUCCUAGUACGAAGGCCAAAAAUAAUUUCAAUGGUUCUCCAGGAUUUUUUGUUGAUCAGCACUAGUUAACAAUUUUUGUUUAUGAAUAUUGAUCGAUAUUAGUAAACCCUGAAGUAUAGAAAUAGUGACAAAAGCUCUGUGGAAUCUAAAAAAAGCACAAAAUCACCAGGUGUCAGAAUUAAAUCCUCAGCAUUAUGGAUUUGCCAUUCCUAUAAUAACCGACAUCUCCCCAAUAGUUCUAUUUAUUUACUCCCCUUCACUCUGCGGACAACAACCGAUUUCCACUCAACAACUCGAUUCAGUAGCUCCCGGUGCUCACAGAGGAAGAAGCAUGUAUUACAUCGUGAAACUCUAUCUGGUAAACAUUUCGAUUAUCCACGAAUAUAUCAUUGUUCUUCGAUAAGAGACAAUUCCGCUUGUUUUCUGGCGUUAGUGGUUGAUAAGGCCAUGAAUGAUGGAGGUGUUAUCAAUUUUCUCGGUUUGUUUGUAUCGAGAAAAUUCAUAGGAAACUAUUUUUGGAGGGUUUUUAUGAAUCCCCUGUUUUGUUUGGAAUUGUGACAGUCGGCGACGGAUUUUAUCAAGGGACAACACCCACCAGAAUGUGACAGGAUGGUCAAUGAAACCAGUCGACUACUGGAUGCUCCGGUUUUUGUGGAUCUUGGGAAUGGAAAGUAUCUCAGAACUGAUAUCAUUGGUGACUACGAUUACUACGCAGCGAACCCCCUCUGGAUAAAAAUUCGCCUCCUCUUAUUCUGGAUAUUUUGGGCAGCUCUGAUACUCGUGAUAAUUCUCUCAGUCUCCACGUACUUCUGCCUAGCUCCCAGUCUCUGCGAGUCCACGUCGAGACCGGCAAUCUAAUCGGCUUCACCUCCUCCACCUGCCUGAACUCAACUAUUUAUUCUCUUAUUAAAUGAGAGAAAAGUCUGAAAACGAAGAUGGAACAAGGGUGAAGAGUAGGUUUGAGAAUGAUAGACCAGUGCGUCACUCUCGUCGACUGAUAGCGAUUCAUAGCUGUGAAAAUAUUUGCCACUGACAACAUACCGAUACAAUUAUCGUUCGACACAUUGCGCACGUCUUUGUCCACACUUUUAAUUAAAUGGGAGCUAUUAAUAUUCUGUGGGGCAACAAAAAAAUUGAACACUUGCGAUUGUGGAUAUCAGUAAUUUAUUCUGAAGACAACUUAUGUGUUGGUGUAUGACUCCAUCUAAGAGUCGUGUGUAUUCAUAUAUACUAGUGGUUGAAGCAGCAUCGAUAAUCUCAUUAAAUUAUUUUUCAUUCCAUUUUGUUGCACUGUUUGUGAUGAAUAAAUUUCAUAUUUGUACGAAUGAA
Diachasmimorpha longicaudata is the source of this 3489-nucleotide messenger RNA. It is a transcript of the gene Efr, whose product is annotated as UDP-xylose and UDP-N-acetylglucosamine transporter. Gene Ontology annotation, molecular function: UDP-xylose transmembrane transporter activity; UDP-N-acetylglucosamine transmembrane transporter activity. The transcript has 6 exons. Gene Ontology annotation, cellular component: endoplasmic reticulum membrane; Golgi membrane. Lineage: Eukaryota; Metazoa; Arthropoda; Insecta; Hymenoptera; Braconidae. The record is from RefSeq and is a predicted model, not a curated record. Gene Ontology annotation, biological process: transmembrane transport. The coding region runs from base 145 to 1146 and encodes 333 amino acids.